AUGCUGGGUCACACCUCGAUGCUAGUACCCGUCCUUGUAACGCUGGCUUUAAGCCUCUCUCUUCUCUUACUUCGGAGAUUCACAUAUAAGGACACGGCCCUCAAUCCAAAGAGACCCUUCGAGCUUACGUCUACCAGAGUGAAGCAGGAUUUUUUCUUCAAUGCUCAGAGGCUAUUACUGGAUUGGUUUACAACCCAUCCCAACACCCCCGUACCUUUGCAUACCGAUGUUGGGAAAAUGACAAUGCUCCCCCCGAGUAUGGCGAACGAGAUUCGGAAUAACGAACAUCUGAGCUUCUGCCGAUGGGCGAUGAAGGCAUUCCAUGGAAAUCUCCCCGGAUUUGACGGUUUCCGUGAAAGUGGUCAAGAUUCGGGGAUUGUCCAGGCCGUUAUUGCAAAUGACCUGACGAGAUACUUGAGUGAGUUCCUGAAUCUCAUCAAUAGUGAUAUUGCCGAGCCCCUUGCCGAGGAAACUUCCGUGGCCGUCCGUGAGCUGUUAACCGAUAACCAAGAAUGGCAUACAAUGCACUUGAGUGGUGUAAUAGUGGCUCUCAUUUCCCGCAUCUCCUCUCGUGUUUUACUUGGGGAAAAGAUGUGCCGGAAUGAAGAAUGGCUGCGAACCACUCAAAGCUAUACUAUAGAUGGGUUCCUAGCGAUGACAGAGCUCCGCAUGUGGCCUGCAGCUUUUCACCCCAUCUUACACUGUAAAGCUCGGAAAGUCAUGCGGCCAAUACUGGAGGAGAGGCGUCAGUUAAUGGAAGGCCUUCAUGCAGAGGGUAAACAACCACCAAUCUUUGACGAUGCCAUCGAAUGGUUCGAAAAGGCCGCGAAGGGUCGGCCUUAUGAUCCUGUCGGCGCGCAGCUGAUCCUUUCUACAAUGACCCAUCUUGCACAAAACCCAGAGAUUAUGAAACCUUUACGCAAGGAAAUCGCCGAUACUCUCCAACAACAUGGCUGGAAAAAGGCCGCUCUGUACAACAUGAAAUUACUGGAUAGCGUUAUCCGGGAGAGCCAAAGACUGAAACCAGUCACCAAUGUCUCAAUGCGCCGGAUGGCGCUUGAGGAAGUGAAACUCUCCGAUGGGACUGUCAUCCCGAAGAAUGGCAUGCUUGCGGUAUCGGCACACAAGUUGUGGGAUGAUGACACCUACGAAAAUGCGGCCUCGUGGGACGGAUACCGGUUCUAUAGGAUGCGCGAUGAUCCUGAGCGACAGACCCAGGCACAACUUGUUAUAACCGCCCCGGAGAACUUGGCUUUUGGACAUGGUAAACAUGCAUGUCCUGGACGCUUCUUUGCUGCCAAUGAAGUGAAGAUUGUAUUAAUUUAUCUCCUCCUGCGGUAUGAUUGGAGGCUGUUGGAAGGGACGGUACCAAGAAUUUUCUCUGGUGGGUUUGGCAUGGCACUUGACCCGACUCUGAAAAUGUAGGUUAGAAGGCGCCGCGAGGAGAUGGAAAUAUGAAAGACGCAGCCGGUAUCAAUGGCACAGGGGCCAACUAUUUCUACCCGAUGUACAGUCAUG
Molecule: messenger RNA, 1518 nt
Organism: Aspergillus costaricaensis CBS 115574
Lineage: Eukaryota; Fungi; Ascomycota; Eurotiomycetes; Eurotiales; Aspergillaceae
Product: cytochrome P450
Exons: 7
Coding region: 1-1425 (474 amino acids)
Molecular function (GO): iron ion binding; heme binding; monooxygenase activity
Source: RefSeq, a predicted model, not a curated record